Molecule: messenger RNA, 705 nt
Organism: Thlaspi arvense
Lineage: Eukaryota; Viridiplantae; Streptophyta; Magnoliopsida; Brassicales; Brassicaceae
Source: the annotation of a GenBank genome assembly
AUGAUGGAACAACAGUUGAUGAACCUUAAGGAGACGGAGCUCUGUCUUGGCCUCCCCGGAGGAACAGAAACCGUGGAGACUCCGACCAAAUCAGGUGUGGGGAAUAAGAGAGGCUUCUCUGAGACAGUUGAUCUCAAACUCAAUCUUCACUCUAACAAACAAGAACAUGUGGAUCUCAACGUUGCCGGAGCUCCCAAGGAGAAGAACCUCCUCAAAGAUCCUGCUAAGCCUCCUGCUAAAGCACAAGUGGUUGGUUGGCCACCGGUUAGGAACUACCGAAAAAGUGUUAUGGCUCACCAGAAGAGCAGCGGAGCUGAUGAGGCAUCGAGCGGCGGUGGAGGAACCGUCGCCUUUGUGAAAGUUUCAAUGGAUGGAGCUCCUUAUCUUCGAAAGGUUGACCUCAGGAUGUACAAAAGCUACAAGGAUCUCUCUGAUGCCUUGGCCAAAAUGUUCAGCUCCUUUACUAUGGGGAGUUAUGGAGCACAAGGGAUGAUAGAUUUUAUGAACGAGAGCAAAGUGAUGGAUCUAUUAAACAGUUCUGAAUAUGUUCCAAGCUACGAGGACAAAGAUGGUGACUGGAUGCUCGUUGGUGAUGUCCCCUGGCCGAUGUUUGUCGAGUCAUGCAAACGCUUGCGCAUUAUGAAAGGAUCCGAAGCGAUUGGACUUGCUCCAAAAGCCAUGGAGAAGUGCAAGAACAGGUCAUGA